This is a messenger RNA of Acanthosepion pharaonis, 1095 nucleotides long. The record is from the annotation of a GenBank genome assembly. NCBI's taxonomy places the organism in Eukaryota, Metazoa, Mollusca, Cephalopoda, Sepiida, Sepiidae.
AUGUCAACCAUCAGGGAUGACAAAGAUGCAGUUCUUAAUAUCAGCACCUCGACACAGUUGGCCUUCCCCAUUUCUCAGCAGGACUUCAUUCCUCCAGCAACCAGUCCGAAUCAUGCAAUUGAAUAUUUCCCCUACUUCAGUAAUACUUACAUUGCUACAGUCGCCAGCCUUACUGGUGGCAGUGUAAUGGCUAAUUUUGUGCAAACACUUGGAGAAUGGUUGACAGAAUUUGGUAUGCAAAUUCCUGAUGACCAAAUCUGGGAUCGGUUGAUCUUCCUAGCUAACCAAGUGCCUAGCACUGACCUGGUCAUCACCCCCACCUUGCAAGGCGAACGACACAAGCCUGAUCAGAGGGGCAGCGUUCUUGGACUGAACAUGAACAAUAUGGGACUUGGCAAAAUCUUCCGUGCUCUGUGUCAUGGCCUUGUGGCCAACCUGCAUGACAUGAUGCCAAACACAUAUCUGGAAGACCACGGUAUCCAGAGAAUAAUUGCAAGCGGGUCUGGCGUCACAAAAAACCCUAUCGUCCAACAAGAAAAACCCUCUGUUUCCUUUCUUUCUCUUCCUCUCUUUCUUUCUCUUCCUCUCUUUCUUUCUCUCUUUCUUUCUUUCUCUCUUUCUUUCAUUCUCUCUUUCUUUCAUUCUCUCUUUCUUUCAUUCUCUCUUUCUUUCAUUCUCUCUUUCUUUGUCUUUUCCCUCUGUCUCUCUUUCUUUCAUUCAAUCUUUCUCUCUCUUUCUUUCUUACAUACCAAAAUUACAGAAAUUAAGAAUGAAAAUGCUGCCAAGAAUAUUCCAAAUUGGAUUUUAUUUUUCAGAGAUGAUCCGUUUAUAUCUGAAAUGCCUGCAGAUGCUGUUGUCAUCAGCAACAGCACUCACCCCCCCGCCCCGAGACACAACUCGAACCAGGUUGACAGUCAGAGUUGUAGUAAAGUCGUAUGUUCUUUCUUCUUUAAAUUUGGAUGUUCUUUCUUCUUCUCCGAAGCUCCCAUACUCCCCGAUUUCGACAUAAUUCCUACAGAGUUGGGCCGUCACUGUCUUUUGAAUAGUGCACAUGUAACAAGUACCAGCUUUCGUUGGGUCAACAAUGACGAAUGA